Molecule: messenger RNA, 1227 nt
Organism: Coregonus clupeaformis (lake whitefish)
Lineage: Eukaryota; Metazoa; Chordata; Actinopteri; Salmoniformes; Salmonidae
Product: heat shock protein beta-7-like
Exons: 3
Coding region: 285-764 (159 amino acids)
Biological process (GO): heart development
Cellular component (GO): nucleus; cytoplasm
Source: RefSeq, a predicted model, not a curated record
CGUAACCGACACACUUAUCCAAAAGACGGACACAGACACAUCUUCAAACAGUGGGAAAGAAAACAUAGCAUCUUACAAACCACCUGACAGGAGGGAAUAUUGUUCAACUGACAGAGGAGAAAUAUUCAUCCUUCUUCUGGAUCUGCCCAUCCUUCACUUUCCCUCUGAUGUAAACUGAGUGGACUGGGCCAGGACUGAACCACUAAAAGGAUCUCCUCUGUUUCUUUCUCUCUCCCUUUAAAAAGCGGAUACUUUUCCCACCUCUCCGGCAGACUUAGCCAUCAAUGAGUGUGACCAACUCCUCUGCCCACCGAUCGGAGUGCAGCUUCCAGCAGACCUCUUCCUCCUCCUCAUCCUCCAACAACCCAUACAUGGAGAAGAGCAGGGGGCUUUUUGCAGAAGACUUUGGCUCUUUCAUGCGUCCUGAAACGGAAGUCUUGGGAUUUCCCAAUCAGACGAGGACAGCAGGGAAGAUCAAGACAAUGGGAGACAGCUACCAGUUCACAGUGGACGUCCAAGACUUCUCUCCAGAGGACGUCAUCGUCACCACCUCCAAUGACCAGAUCGAAGUCCACGCAGAAAAGUUGGCGGCGGACGGUACAGUGAUGAACACUUUUACCCACAAGUGCCAGCUGCCUGAGGAUGUGGACCCCACCUCUGUGACAUCAACAUUGGGCGCCGAGGGAACGCUUACAGUUAAGGCCCGCAGACACCCAUCCAAGCAUGAGCUCACACAUACCUUCCGCACUGAGAUCAAGAUCUAAGAAGACAGACUGGACUCUCUCAUGACCUCUGCUCCCUCGCUGCCUGUAAUGUGUAAUGCUAUAUACUGUGUUUCCCAUUUCCUGUCUUUACUAUUACACCUGUCCAUUUUGUACGUAUGUCUUCCUCUUCUGCCAUACUACCUCCUCCCAUACAUAUCGCUGCCUUGAAUUGACAAUAGUUAGCCUACUUUGUUCUUAUGUUUUCACACAUAGGGUUGCAAAAUACCUGGAACUUUCAAUAAAUUCUGGUUUUCCAGAAAACCUGGUUGGAGGUACCCGGAUUUCCUGCUUACUCCCUCCUGUUAGGGGGGGAUUUCGGGAAAACCAAGGAAUUUAUUGCUACCCUAAUCACACAUCACCUCCAAGUGUGUGUACACGCUAUCCCAUCCAUCAAUGAAGUAUUGCUUCUUCUUCUGAACUCUACAGUACUUCGUUUUGUGAAUAAAGUAGUUGAUUGAUAAUA